GCUGGCCACCCUGGAUCCACUUGCCAAGGCCCUGUCCGUGGAACCGGAGUCUUUGGUGAAGGAGCUGCUCGUGGCACGACCCGCCGCGGUCAACCUCUUCAAGCGUGGUGAGCUGAACCCAUGGGGAUUGGCCAUGAAACACUGGGGUUCCCAGCGCCUGCCUGGGCUUUACAAAGCCGUCGGUGUCUCAAUAGUAUUGCUCAUCCUGGCCACGUGGGCAUCAACUGGUGAGGUUGAACAAGCAUACUCGCGGGUGCGGCUCAUCUCGCAAGGCAUCAAGAGCAGCACGACGACGGAACACACCUACAACCAACUAAAGGUCGUCCUAGAUGCACCCCCCGCUGACAAGCUCGUCAUUGUCAGCCGCGACCAGGAUGGCCGCGUGACCUACAAAGCAACUAGAGAUGGCAACAUGAUUUUGCUGAAGUACCGCAGCUUGUACGGCGGCAACACCAAUGUCAGAGUCAAGUCUUCCGAUCUUCCACGUCGAAUCCUGGGCGACAGAAAAAGGAAGACAGGGUACAAAGCCUUUACCCGAGAACGGGGGGAGGACCGGGCUGCGGCCAGGUCUGUGCUGAUGAGCGGCGAAUCUGCGGCCGAACUCGAGAAGUUAGGCCUGGCGUCAGCAUUGUCACGAGAAACUGAAGAGCAGCGUCACCUUCUCCAAGUGUUACAAGAACAACACAGACAGAAGAAGAAGAUCUUUCAGGAUGCCGAUCCUCGCAGCGUGCAGAAGAAACUUCGUGAACACGAGAAGACUCGCAGAGUCAAGGCGGAGAACAUCAACAGUAUGGAAAGGAGAUCGCUCACUCAGGACGUGGACAUUCUUCACGGCCAGACCUGUUGCAUCUAUGUCGGGAGUCGAAGUAGGAAGACUUCGGGAACCUUGGAAGCGCUCGGUCAAAUCCCAAAUGUAGAAUGCGUGACAUACGAUGAGGCCAUGGCUGGAAUGGCCAAGCUUCUGAGCGCAGAGGUCAACGUGGUGUGGCUUUUUCCCACAGAUGACAAGAUGCAAUCGUUUGUGGACCCCCUCGGCAUCGGUGCUUCAAUCUCUUCGGCAGCGGACGAGACCGUCAAGCUGCAGGCCAUUGGCUCGGCAUGUCGUCAAAUUGCGCCGCGAAUGAUUGGCGGUUAUGUCGCCGGAAAUGCUUUUUUGCAAAUGCAGUUGGCCCCAGCCAACCGAUCGCAGAUGCGGAAGCCGAUUCUUGAGCUGGAGCCUGGUUUGUGGCAGAACCUGGAGCUGACCUUUCACGACACAAAGCUGUCCCCGAACAUCGCCACUCUCAUAACAUCGAUCUUAUCAGAGUCCCUGACAUCCCCCAGAGGCAGCCUCAUCAAGUGGAGCGUGAAGAAAGAGGAAGACAAAGUGUGA
Messenger RNA from Symbiodinium sp. CCMP2592, 1372 nucleotides. The record is from the annotation of a GenBank genome assembly. NCBI's taxonomy places the organism in Eukaryota, Dinophyceae, Suessiales, Symbiodiniaceae.